AUGGAACUAUGCAAGCUCAACCAGAGAAAUGGGAGCACGCCCCAUGAAGCGACAUACAAUGGCAUGACACGCUCAGUCCACCGAGGUACAUCAAUCGGCACGUCGUCACAGCCCUCAUCGGUACCGGAGAACUACGAGGCCCUCACUUCGCCCCGUGGUCCGCCGCGCAAGAGACGACGCGUCGAUAGCUGUGGUAAUCCCAAGAUUGAGCUCGCGGUGCCUCUAGAAGACAUCCUUGAGGAUUCUUCGGGUCUUCCCGCACCUGAACUCAUGGAAGGUAUCGUGACUGCGUAUUUUGACAAUAUCCAGCCAUGGAUCCCUAUACUUCAUGAAACAAGAUUUCGGGCUCGAAUUCAUGAUUCAGAGCAGCGCCCGCGAUUGGUAAUCAUUUUGCACGCCAUUGUCGUGGCGGCUAUUCGCCUUGCAAGGCCAGAGGUGCAUGGUCUCUCUGUGAUUGAUGUGGAGGCACAGACCAGAAAGUCUAGGAGUAUUGUUGUUCUGAACGCGAUGGAUAAUCUCUCCGUGGAGAAUCUUCAAGCUUUGAUUAUUAUAGCUUUUGACGACAUCGGCAACGGGAACACCUCCAGGGCAUGGUCGAUCGUUGGCUCCCUGACCCGGACAGUGGAGUAUCUUCGUCUGAGCUUUGAAGAUGGAGAUGAAGAUACUCGGCGAGUCUUGAAGCCUCUUUUGUCUCUGCCGCCCUCGAGGGAGUGGGUUGAAGAAGAGGAGCGGCGGCGAGUCUUCUGGAACAUCUUCAACCUUGACAGGUUCUGUUCGGUCAUUACAGGAUGGAAUACUAGUCUCACUGCUGACGACGUUCAUCGUCGAUUACCCGCCGAUGGCGGACUGUGGCAUCGAGAGGAGCAAGUGACAACGCCGUUCUUUGGAAUCUGGGAUCGAUCCGAGGCAAAGAUAGGAAACUCAAUUGCCUUCCUUCCUGCGCAAUAUUCGGCCAAUUCAAAGAGUCCCAAGUCCGCUCCUGACCCUAUAUCACCGCACCAUUCUCCCUUGGCAGCUCCGCAUGCUACAAAUAGCAACUCAACGCAGCCCGACAUGUCAACAGUUGGGGCUUUUGCCUACUGCAUUGAAGCGACGGAAUCUUUAAGCCGGGUGACCACGUUCUUCCUACAACAAAAAAUCAAUUUCCACGAUCGGCGAGAGGUCAGUAAUUGGUUGACGCGGUUCAAGGAACUUGAUUUACGACUGGUCCACUGGAAAAUGUUUCUCCCUCAGAAAUGGAGGGACUCCAAUAUCUCGCGUCAACCAACUUUGAUACACAUGGAUCCAAACCUGACCCUUACUCAUUUGACACACAAUACGUCCAUGAUCCUUUUGCACCAGCGCAUCGCAUAUCCACCAGCCGAGUGGGCCAACAUUGUCCGGCUUCCCAGCGCUUGCAGUGCGGAGACUUGCCAAAAUGCAGCGAUUGAGAUUCAAAACAUGACCGCCAAAUACCUGGACAACACACCGGACACAUCACCCGUGAGCAAUCAAUUUAUAUUUUGUGUAUUUGUUGCCGCGCGAGUCCUUCUGGUGCACUGGCGAUACUACGGGUCCGAACUUGCUCGAGAAACGUGGGAUCUGAUCGACAGCCUUGAUCAAAUGGCCCACCGCUGGCUAGGCGCCAAUAAAUCAGAUACCAUGCAGCGUGGUCGAUGUCUGGCAAGCACGUACGCAGACCAUUUGCGAGACCUACACCAACGCUGCAUUGCAGUGCCAAACUUCAGCGUCGACGUGUUGGGAUACUCCACCGCCAUAUCUAAUAACCAUAUCCUAUCUUCUACUCGAUCCGUUGCAUCUGGGCCUUCUCCCUCGGAAAUGCGCACACUCGAUCCUCGAUUUGCUCAACCUCGGCUUCCAGGCGCCGGUUCUUACGGACAAUCUCGCACAGAUGAAUCCCCAAUUCGUGCUGACUCGGCUUCUCGUCCCGGAUCGCAGUGGGGAAUGUCGCAGAAUCAUGACCGGCGCAGGUCAAUGCAAUCAGCAAAUGACUUCACCCCGCCUCAGAUCGGUCCUGAAUUUGGUGCAGCGGUCACCCCGGGCAUGGAUUACUCUGUGAAUUACCCCCAUCCAACUGAUGAGUUAUCGAAUAUCUCAUAUCUCUUGCUGGAUCAAAGAUUCAUGGACAUGGAUCGUGUGAUUAGUAUGGAUGAUAUGAUCUUUGCGACGAAUAUGCCCACAUCUGGUAAUAUUGCGCCCAGUUGA
Molecule: messenger RNA, 2205 nt
Organism: Penicillium oxalicum
Lineage: Eukaryota; Fungi; Ascomycota; Eurotiomycetes; Eurotiales; Aspergillaceae
Product: fungal specific transcription factor domain-containing protein
Exons: 5
Coding region: 1-2205 (734 amino acids)
Biological process (GO): DNA-templated transcription
Cellular component (GO): nucleus
Molecular function (GO): DNA binding; zinc ion binding
Source: RefSeq, a predicted model, not a curated record